AUGAGCAGCCCCAAUACGACAAGCGGCAACGAGACAGAAUCCAAACCAUCAGUACCUACAAGACCGACCCCAUAUGUAGCUCCUCCAGCAUCACCGCGGCCAACAGUCAUGCAAAGGUCUCCUACACCUCCUGGUGUUUCUCCUCUUGGAUGGGAAGGCGAUAGAGCCAAAUACGAUGCCGCAUUGAAGGAGAGGAUUAAAUAUGCUGAAGAGAAGUGGGGGCCUGGAUCGACCAGAAAAGUAGAAGGAAAACUACGCCCUCACAGAUGCGCAGAGCACUUGAAAGAUGUGCUUGAAAAAAUGUCUUCAUACCCAUACUAUGAUAUUGGAUACCCAUUCACGAACUUUAUAAAAUGCAUGUGGGCUACACCAGGGACCGAACCACCACCACUAAUGUGGACAUUCUCGGAUGUGCGACCAGAGAAUCUCAUCAAGACUGCAAAGAAUCCGUUGACUGGGAAGGAGGUUAGGCCUGUUACUGAUCAGCCUCCAAAGAAGGAGGGCGAUUCGUAUUCAAAGUGA
Synchytrium microbalum is the source of this 522-nucleotide messenger RNA. RefSeq lists its product as uncharacterized. The coding region runs from base 1 to 522 and encodes 173 amino acids. The transcript has 3 exons. The record is from RefSeq and is a predicted model, not a curated record. Lineage: Eukaryota; Fungi; Chytridiomycota; Chytridiomycetes; Synchytriales; Synchytriaceae.